UGCCGCGGCCGGUCCGGCGGCCUCCACCCUCUCCCGCCCAGCCGGCUUCACUCCGGCUCCCUCCAGAGGCUGCGCUCUCGUCCCGUUUCGGACUUUGAUUGCUUACGGAGAGGAUUUGUCUUUUUCUAUUUCUUUUUCCUUUUACGAUUUGAAAAGGAGAAAAGAACGCACGGCAAGCUGGGACGGUGAAGCGCCACCAGCUGCCCCCACGUGGACACCUCCGAGGCGAAAGGGAGUUGGACGCACACUUGGGCCGGCCGGCCUUGAGGCCUCCACUUCGGCCGGACUCCCAGGCCUGGGGUCAUGACUCUCAGGCCCGGCAGGUGGAAGGCGUUGACUGUCCUGGGCUGGACCUGAGCCCCGGCCCCCGCUGCAACAACCCGCACCCCCGCCCCGAGCUCACCGACACACCGGCCACCUGGGCUAGGCUCUGACUCGCGCCUGCGACAUGGAUAAGUACGGCGACCUGGGCCUGGAGGCCAGCAAAUUCAUUGAGGACCUGAACAUGUACGAGGCCUCCAAGGAUGGACUCUUCCGAGUGGACAAGGGGGCAGGCAACAACCCUGAGUUUGAGGAAACGCGCAGGGUGUUUGCCACCAAGAUGGCCAAGAUCCACCGCCAGCAGCAGCAACAGCUUCUGCAGGAGGAGACCUUGCCCAGAGGGGGCAGAGGUCCGGUCAACGGCGGGGGCCCCCCAGGCCCACAGGUCCGACGGGAUGCCGCUGUAGGCCACAAGCUGACCCCGGAUGGUGCUACCAAGCCCCCUCUCGCUGCCUCGACAGCGGGUCCUGGGACGGCCAGCGCCGUCGCCUCUGGGCAGCCCUUGUAUCCACCCCAGGACCAGAGGGCCAGGCCGUAUGUCCGCAGCGGAAGCCAUGGCAGCCAGGACUGUGGCUCCAGGGAGAGCCUGGCACGCUGGGAGAUGUCUGCUUUCCGCCAGCCCGGCCCCUGCGAGGAUCCUUCCUGCCUCACCCACGGAGACUAUUAUGACAACCUCUCUUUGGCGAGCCCAAAGUGGGCUGAUGAACCGGGAGUGUCCCCCAGCAUCAGGGUGGGCGUCGGGAGUGGGUGGCCUGGCACCCCAGGGACUACUGAAGCACCACUGUCCAAACCCUCCGGGGACCAUCCCCUGUACCAGCCUCAGCUGGCCCCAAGCUCCAGCCAGUCGUCAGAGACCGGCCAGGAUGGCGGUGUUGGUGGCCGCGGCUGCGAGAAGCCAGCCGGGCUUUGGACUACCGCCUCUUCCCAGCGGGUGAGCCCCGGCCUUUCUUCCCCCGGCCCGGAGAACGGGGCCCUCAGGGGGCCCACUCAGCCCAGGACCCCUUCUUUCUUGGCACCCUUGGCCCAGAGCUGCCCCAGCCAAGGAGCUCUUCCCAGAACAAACUUGGGCAUGGGGAGCGAGGUAUCGGGCACCACGCCCAAACCCACUGUGGACCCUCAAGCCUGGUUCCAAGAUGGACCCAAGUCUUACCUUUCUAGUUCCGCCCCAUCAUCCUCACCAGCCAGCGCGGACAGCUUGCCGUCGGGUGCGGCCCCUGGACUGGGUCCCAAGCCUGUCUGCACGGACCCUGGCGUUGGUCCCAAGCUCAGCCCCACCAGCCUUGUCCAUCCGGUGAUGUCCACCCCGCCUGAGUUAUCUUGUAAAGAAGGCCCUUCCGGCUGGUCAUCUGAUGGCAGCCUGGGGCCUGGGCUCCGGGAGAGCCCCAGUCCCCCCAGGGUGAGGCUGCCCUGCCAGACCCUCAUCCCGGGCCCCGAGCUUGGGCCCUCCGCCGCUGAACUGAAGUUAGAAGCCCUCACUCAGCGUCUGGAGCGUGAGAUGGAUGGUCACCCGAAGGCCGAUUACUUUGGAGCCUGUGUAAAAUGCAGCAAAGGGGUGUUCGGGGCCGGCCAGGCCUGCCAGGCCAUGGGGAACCUCUACCACGAUGCGUGCUUCACCUGUGCGGCCUGCAGCCGGAAGCUGAGAGGAAAAGCCUUUUACUUUGUCAACGGCAAAGUGUUUUGCGAGGAGGACUUCCUGUACUCCGGGUUCCAGCAAUCUGCCGACAGGUGUUUCCUUUGUGGACAUCUGAUCAUGGAUAUGAUCCUGCAGGCCCUCGGGAAGUCCUACCACCCCGGCUGCUUCCGCUGCGUCAUCUGCAACGAGUGCUUGGACGGGGUGCCCUUCACCGUGGACUCCGAGAACAAGAUCUACUGUGUCCGAGAUUACCACAAGGUGCUGGCCCCCAAGUGUGCAGCCUGUGGGCUUCCCAUCCUUCCACCCGAGGGCUCAGAUGAGACCAUCCGCGUCGUGUCCAUGGACAGAGACUUCCACGUGGAGUGCUACCACUGCGAGGACUGCGGCCUGGAACUCAACGACGAAGACGGCCACCGCUGCUACCCCCUGGAAGACCACCUGUUCUGUCACUCCUGCCACGUCAAGAGACUGGAGAAGAGCCCCGCCCCUGCAGCUCUCCACCAGCACCGCUUCUAGCCGGAGCCUCUUCCAGACCUCGCGUUGGCGACCAGAAGCCAGCGUCGCAAAGCCAGAUAUCUGCCUGCUAAUUCCAGUGGCCCCACGGGGUGGUCGCGGGGAUGGGGGGGUGGGGAGGGGGGCCAGGCAGGUAAGUUUCUGUAUACGCGUGGGGCGCGGCCCCUUCAACCUCCCUGUCUGGUAGGUGUUACUUUCCAAGUGCCUUUCUCCGCCGCCCCGCCCUCAUCGGAUUACUCAGGAAGAUAACUCUAGCAGGUGCAUGGCGUGUGACACCCCAAGGAGCCCUCCGGGCCCCUCUGGGAACAGCUCAUGCUUUAGAGGGAAAAGUUUGCGCUGAGCGUACUUCUCGGUGUCCUCUGAGGAGGGCUCAGCUGCCGAUACCUUCAGCCCCUCCCUGUCCCUUUAGGAAAGCACCCGCAUCAGACAUUACCCCCGGUGGCCCCCCGCCCCCCCCCGCCGCCACGCACACGACAUGAUUUGAGACUGCACCCUCGACACGCACACGCAGCGUUAUGGGAGACGUCUCUCCGCCCCAGAGACUCCGCUCUUCUGUCGGAUGGCUGCAGAUUUUAACCGCAUUGUGGCAAGAGGGGAGCUGUGCCCGUACUCUGUGUCCGAGGAAGAACUGCUUGGUAAACCGGAGCCGAGUUGUGGACUGAGCGAGCCGGGGUUUCCUCCUCGUACGCUGACAACGUCUUGCCUGUUCCUGCAAAUCUUCACUCCCUGACAGGCAGCUGGGAGCCCGGGCGGAGGUUUGCCCCGUUCGAUAGCGAGGCGUGUUUGGGACGAGAACUUGGGUGCGGGUACCAGGCGUCCUUUGCCCUCCUGUUUGCACCGUCCUCCUCUGGAGCUCUCGAGAGUCUGGGACUUUGGAGUCACUCCCACAGAGGCAAGUCUCAGGAUCCCGUGUGGGGACAUCUCUGUGCCUGUCGUAGCUUAUCUAACCACGGGCUUUGGGGAAGCCUUGCCCAUGUGCUGAGAGCUGGCGCAUACACGAGGAGACUGUGUGUAUGUGUGUGUGUGUGUGUGUGUGUGUGUGUGUGUGUGUGUGACAGUGACAUCUCCAGCCAGCACGAGACGGAGAGCCUCAGGAAAAAUCACCAUGUUCGUUUUCCACCGUGUCUCAUCUGUCUCUGGCCCAGUGCUUGGCUCGGGCGUGGCCUGCGAAGAAACCCGCAGAAGGUACACUGCUUUGGUCUGUUUCUUUUCUUGUUUUUCGUUGUUUUCCUCCGCUUGCGGUCUUCCACGCGCACAAAAAUACCUCACAGGUCAGGGCUUCACCAAAUCGUACGUCGGGAGGAACUCGGCCGUCACGCUGAACUCAGAGAUGCCUCCGUGGGUGCGUGAGGGGUCUCGGCCUCCACGCGGGCCAGACUCCCGCGGGUCAGGGCGCUGUGAUAUCAGCUGAAGGUCAGCUGAGAGUGGAUCUAGUUGAACGUGGGUGCUGUUGCCUGACGUGUUUCAUCAUGUCGGUUCCCCAGGGUGGCGAGGGGCUAAGGGAGGGCCGCACCCAGGCAGGAUUUCAGGGCCACCUGUGCGCGGACAUGUCACACUUCUGAGGCCAGACGUCAGUACGCCCGGUAUUUCAAUGAAGAGGCGGUGUAAAAGACUUAAAAAAGGAGGUUGCCUGCCGUUCGCCCUCUCGGCCCGUGGGGAGGGCCCCCUGGCCUCGGUGUUGUUGCCGGAGGUCGGGGGUCACGUCACUGCUGCCAGCUGGUCUGGGAGUAUCGCCCUGGCACCCGCUCACCACCGCCUCCCCGCCUCGCACCCAGGGCAGCAGGGGCCACGGAGGGCGGUCACCGGAGCCCGAGGCCCACGGGACUCGCAGACUUUACGGUGGGCCCGGCUCCAGUUCUGCGCCGUGUUUUGACCCGUUUCGGGGGCAGUUGCUACAGGAGGCACAGAAUGGGCACCGUGAGUUGCCUCCUAUGUUUAUUCGGUUCGUUCUGCUAGAAUCCUUUGGCCAGAUGUCCCUUCAGCCCAGGCUGCGUGCUCUCAUCGAUCCCAUCCCACAGGCCAAGCCUCCAGAAGCCUGGCGCCGCGUGGGGCUGGGGGUGGGGAGAGAACCCCUCUCUUCCCAGCUGGGCCCAGGAAGCCAGCCGAUGUGUCUCGUCUUUGCCAACCGAGGAACGUCUCUGGCCUUGCUGACACCCCUUUGCUCUGAUUGCAAGUCGGGCAGAAAGUGAAGAAAACUGCCUGAGAGCGACUGUCAAAAGCAGGGAUGUGUGUGCAAAGUGGGUAACUAGGUUAGUUUUAUAAAAAAAGUCUCGGGAUUAAAUUUUUUAAUUGGGAUGUUUUAAGUGGCCUUGAUGGACGUGAUUGGGACAUCUGCCAAAACGGGGUUUUAUAGUGUUAAGGAAGGACAGUAAGAGAAUUUCCAGGUACCCUAGAAGUCCGAGCAGCAAGUUCUCUUGUGGUCCGGGGCCCCGGGGUGGGGGGGGGGGCGCGGGUAGGAAUCUCGCACCGGUUCCGCUUCUCGGGCUCUUGCGCGAGAGCCGUGAAGAGAUGGUCGCCUAGGCGGUUAUCUCUACGUGGUUCUGUAAGCUGUUAGCCAAACAGAGUUGUAAUGGGGUUGUAUUUAUAGGCACCUAGAAAGAAGACACAAGCACCUGGUAAACCAGGAUGAAUCCAUUCGUUUGAACAGGUAGAGCGCGUAGCCCUUCCUGAGUUCCCUAGAUAGCUCUUGGGCUUCAGAUAAACCAGGAGAAUUAAGGUUUGAUCCCAGACCCCAAAGCCAGCCUCCGGCCUCCUCCCCUGCCUCAUUUUGCCGUUAGUUGUUUUCUUCCCCACCCCCUGCCCCUUCCCCAGCGAGGGCCAUUCAGAAACCGCCAGGGUGCUCCGAGAAAAGCCAAGAACGUAGUUUGGCCUGCUGUUCCCCCUCGCGGUUACUCUCCCACCUGUCGGUGGGUGAAGAGUGCUUUGUUCCUCCCUCAUCGCGGAAGCGCGUCUCAUCCCGUCUGGGUAAUCGCCUGUACGCGGCAGCGGGGUGUCCCCCUUUCUCCGAGGGCAGUGCUCCGGUGCAAACCUCGCUCAGCCGAAUCCACCGAGGUUGUGCUGUUGAGUCCUGGGCGGCGAAUGCAGUAAGGAGUUCUGAUCGCCGUCACCCGCCGCCAUCGCCCUGUGGCCGUGGGCUGCAGCCACGCUCACACGAGGAAAAAUGUCAGGACCUAAGAGAAUGACUUGGAACCCCCCCAUGCUUGGCAGGCUGGUUUGUGCGGGCCAUUUCCCGUGCGUGGGGAAGUCUGGCAGCCGUGAUGCCUGCCGGUUCCCUCAAAACCACGUGUGCAAGACUUGACCCCAAAUCCGCCUUGUUGCUGGAUGCGCCUGUCGUGGCUCUGUCCGCCUUUGUGCCAGGAAUACGUUCUAACUUCCAGGUGAUUUGAAGUCAGUCUUAAAAGUAAUAGGCUAAAAUGAGUAAAAUACAGUAGCUAUUUGUUCUGAGCCGGAGCUGGACAGGUGUGGGAAAUUUCCGUAUAGCGUAUGAAAAUUUCACCGUGCGGGGAAAUGAUUUUCCACUGUAUCUCGUCUUCUACGAUAAAAAAAAAAAUUCUUCAAAAUUGUACUGUUGCUGUAAGAUGAUUCAAAAUAUUGUUACUGCAGAAUCCUUCUUCAAAAUUGUACCGUUACUGUAAAAUGAUUCAAAAUAUCAUGACAAUAAACUGCAUCAAUUUGUAGCCUAUUAAAGUGCCCUCCAACAUGA
This is a messenger RNA of Lynx canadensis (Canada lynx), 6170 nucleotides long. It is a transcript of the gene LIMD1, whose product is annotated as LIM domains containing 1. Gene Ontology annotation, biological process: response to hypoxia; cytoskeleton organization; positive regulation of miRNA-mediated gene silencing. Lineage: Eukaryota; Metazoa; Chordata; Mammalia; Carnivora; Felidae. Gene Ontology annotation, molecular function: transcription corepressor activity. The transcript is spliced from 8 exons. The coding region runs from base 449 to 2470 and encodes 673 amino acids. Gene Ontology annotation, cellular component: adherens junction; transcription regulator complex; nucleus. The record is from RefSeq and is a predicted model, not a curated record.